AUGUCAGCACCAUCAUCGACACCUUCAUCACCAUCAUCAUCUCGUAGAGAUUCGUCGACGGGUGUUGUUCAACAGACGACGGUGAGUGUGACACCACCUACAGGCAUCGAAAACACGCUGUUACAGUCAAUCAUUGAUUCGACUGGUGUCGUAAAGUCACGAUCAUCUUCAUUGUCUUCAUCUCCUUCGUCAUCACCUCUAGUCAAACGACGUAGUGGAGAUCAGCAGCAACCAUUACAACAACAACAACCAAAUCAACCACCAGCACCACCCAACGCACCACCUCCACCACCACCAAGAUCAGCCUUGUCGUUGGGACUACUCUCUAAACAGAUCGAGGGAGGGUCCUCGGGAUCGUCGUCGUCGGCACCAGGGUCUCCGACAUCAUCUUCAGCAUCGGGAAUACGUAAACACGCACAACGCAAAUACAAUGCAGUGGCAUCAUUCCUCAGUCUCACACUAAAGGAUGAGGUCAGUGACACGGUCCUUUCACAUCAACAACAAUCACAUCGCAUGACUUGGUCAGACUUUGAAUCAGAGUAUGAAAGAGAGAUUGUAAACAUUGCACCAGAGCUUAGGUUCCCAGCCGGUGAAGUCAUUGUACGUCGUGUAGAGAAAAAGUCACGGAUGAACUUUUCCCCAACCGCCGGUUUAGUAGUCAGUGCACUCGAUUCUCACAUACACGAUAUCAUUCAUCACUUUAACAAGGAUUAUCUAAUCGUACAACAUCGUGGUUGUAGUCGUGAAACUUCACUCUCCUCCUCCUCCUCAUCAAAAGGUAGAAAACAUUCUUCAAAAGCAACUUCUUAUCCAUCAUUAUCAAGCUUUUUAAAUAAUGGUGGAAAUGGUGGUAGUGGUAGUAGUAGUUCAUCAAGUGAUGAUAUUAAUAAUAAUCCAAAUCAUUUUGUAAUUUUAAACAAUAAUAAUAAUAAUAAUAAUAAUAAUGGAUCGUCACCAUCAACAUCAUCAAAUGGAUCGGUGAUAUAUGGUGGAUCAAAAGAUGGAACAUCAGCUCCAUCACUUCGUAGUAAAUUAUUUUCAAGUACCAAAUCAAUCAACCGAGCUUUAUCAUCUAGACGUAUCGAAUCUUCCUCAGAUGAUACUAAUCUUCCUUCACUUUCUUCUAUUCCUGAAGAUCCAAUUAAACAAUUAAUUCCUGAAAAAUUUGGAUUAGAAUUAUUAUGUCAAGUAAAGGAAUUAAAAUUUCAAUGGGAUGUUGAACCAUUCUUUUGUAGUUUAUAUAUUGUAGAUUUAGAAAAAAGAGAAAGGAUAUCGGAAAGUUUUAAUUUCCAUUUAAAUUCAAAACAAUUGUUGGAUAGUCUAAAGAUUGGAGAUGAUCUAACCAAUGGAUUUGCAAAUCAAAAUCAAUGUAUUUUUUCUUUAAACAAAUAUCAUCCAAAUAUAGGUGAUAUUGAACGCGACAUUAAACCCUAUAUUAAAGAUUUCAAAAAACAAAAUAAACAAACAGUAUUGACACAAUUUAAAAGUGAAGUAACAGAUAGAUGUAUGAAUUGGGGAACUGGAGAACAAAGUAAAACAUUACAACCAUUUGUUUGGACUGCUUAUCCAGUUUUCCAACAUUCUGUUAGUACUCGUCCAGCAUUGGUUUCUCAAGGUAGUUCACUUAAUCUAUUGGUCAAUCAACAACAAACAAGUAGUAUCAAUGUUGUUCCACCUCCACCUCCACCUCCUCCUCUUCCCCCAACGAGUAAUGGACGUAAUUCUUUAGAUUCUUCUCCAACUAUUUCGACGUUAUCACCUCCAUCACCAAUGAUACCAUCACCACCAUCACCAACAACAAAUGCACAAAAUAGUAGUAAAACCAAUAUUGAAAUUGUAAACAUGGUACCUGCAACACCCAAUCUUAGUGAUCGAUCAAUUUGCGAGUUGUUGCUAAAUGACAAGGAUCUAAGAAAAUCAAAGACUGUUCAAGCUGCCUUUUCCAUGUCGAUUCGUACUUUGGAUGCAGAAGAAGAGUUAAAGGGUCGUGUAACACCAUCACUCAUUCCAGUAUUGCCAAUAGAAAGAGAGGCAGUACCAAAUUUUAUUAGAGAGAUUCAAGAUUUCUCUGAAACACCAUAUCCACAUACAGAGUAUACCAACAAUCUCUACAUCUAUCCAGAAAUGUGUUUUAUCAAGUUUAAAAACCCAAACAUUCAAAUACAAGCUCAAUUGGUAGAGGAUCUGCAAACACUCAAAUCACUCAAAUGUAUUUAUCCAACAUCGGCACCACCAUACAUUCCAAAUAGUCUAUGGGAUUCUUUCAACAAUACACCCAAUCAAAUGCCAACUCCAUCACCAACCAUCCCCUUUCCUCCACUUGAAUAUGUUGCCUUUUCAGGUGUAUCAUUCCACGAUAAACGACCACACUUUACAGAAGAAUUCAAGAUUAAAUUACCAACAAAGAUUACAACUCAUCACCUACUCUUUACAUUUUAUCAUGUAAAUGUAGCCUCUUCAUCCUCUUCUAAAAAGGAUCAAAAAACUGCUAUUGGUUAUGCAGCAGUACCUCUAUUACAAGCAAAUAAUGGAGGUGUUUUCCUCAAAGAUGAUUAUUAUCACGUUCCCAUUGAAAAAGAGUUGAAUAGUAUAGAAUCGGCAUUCCUUGAUACUGAACAAAGUAAAAAGGAAAAACGUGAUUUCUUUACCUUUAGAACUAAAUUGGCUUCAAGUGUUGUCACUCAAGAUACUAGCUUACAUCAUUUCUUCAAGUAUUGUUGUAAUCCAAAUAAUCAUGAAUCUCUUGGUAAAACUUUGGAUGCUGUCCGAGGUAUUCAAAAAAUUGAUCGUCUCCCUUGCGUUCAAUUCUUCCCUGUCAUUUUGGAUCAACUUUUCCAAAUUAUGUGUCUAUCUGCAAAUGAAGUUGCUUCUCAAGCUUUUACUUCAAUACUUCAUGUUAUUAAAAUUGUUGAUGGAUAUGAAAAAAAAGCAGGAACAGAAAAAAGUAGAUUAUUAACUUUAUAUUCUGAAUAUAUGUUUGAUUAUAUUCCAGAUUCAAAAUAUGUUUAUGAAGAAUUAUGUAGACAAUGGGUUAAUGCUAUUAAUACUGGUAUAUAUGUAAAAGAUUUUAGAUUAAAUUGGUUUUUAUUUGAUAUAAUGACAAAAUCAAUGGCAUUAUCAUUAUCAAAUUCAUCACAAUUGGAUACAGAUUUGGGACGUGAGAAUAGAUUCCAAAUUGAAUUUCAAGAACAUUUGAAUCGUUUGGUUCUUAAAUUACUUCCUCAAUUAUCAUCAGAUUCAAGCAUGUCUGUUCAAAUGUUUGAAUUCUUUACAAAAUUCCCUUAUUUCAUUAAUAAUCUAUUCCCAUUAAUUGAUAGAGGUUUUUUGUUUAAUUUGAUUUAUAAUUAUAUUUCAAGAAUUUCAUUGGAUACAAAAGAUGGAGGUAAUAUGAUAUCACCAAUCAUUACAGGAUUACCACCAAAUUCACCAGGUUUACAUGGUGUUGGAGGAGCGAAUCAAAUGUUAUCACCAAAUAGUAAAGAGGCAAGAGAUUUAGCAGAACAUGCACAAAUCACAUUGAUUACAAUCAAAUUUAACUUUUUAAAGAUAAUUUGUGAUUAUGAUCAUUAUAUUCCUCUCAAUUUCCCUCAAACUAUUAAAGUUGUAGAUUCAAUUGCUGAAUUAAAUUCUAAAUUCUUUAAGAGACAUUUUAUAGCAGUAUUAUUAUUAAAUGAAGUUGAAUCAUGUUUAAGAUUUGUUAGACCAUCAAUUCGUAAUCAAGCAAUUCUAACAUUGAAACAGUUGUUGAAAAAACAUCAUUUCGAUACACGUUAUCAAUCGACAGAGAUUCGUGAAAAGAUUUCAUCAAUCUAUUUUCCAUUUGUUUUAAUGAUGGUUGAACACUAUUCAAUUAUCAAACAUUCAUUGGAUCAUACUGAAUUGUUGGAUUGGAUUACAUGUCUUGUUUGGAUACUUCAGUAUUGCAACAGAGAAUUGUUACGUGUAUGGUUGACAAAAGAAACAGAAACUAGAAAGAAUAGUUUUAUGGGUCUCAUGUCACUUGCUAUCGAUACAUUUAAACAAGAAGAAUCUAUUCAUGAAAUCAUCCUACUCAAUAUUGAAAUGUGUAGAAUCAUAUUGAAUCAUUUCAAAUCAAUAGAUGAUAAACUUUUAAAUAAUGUCAUUACAAAUAUUCAAAAAUGUUCUUCUUUAGCUUCAGUUGAUAUUGUUCCAGAAAUUUAUAAUGUUAUUAAAGAAUCAUUAAUACCAAAUCAUCCAACUGUAAUAUUUAAUCAUUCAAAUAAUAAUUAUUGUGAAUUGUUGUCGUACGAGUUGUUGUCAAAGACUGAUAAACCAAAAUUGUCGACUAUUGCAAGUUCAUUGUUUUACUUUUUGUUGGAGAGUAAUUUCAAUGUGACCAAUGAUAUUACUAGAAUGAAGGUUCAGUCAACUGUCGCAUUCUCCAAAUUGGUGGGAGAAGUAAAGUUGGAAAAUGCAUCACUCAACAUCUUUUUGUCUCAUGUCAAAGAAUUGACCAAAGCACACCAAUCGUCUGUUUUCCGUGCACAAAUUGAUGAAUGGAUUCUAAAGAUCAACACAUUGAUGAAGUAUUCAAAUACUAUUAGCGAAAACAAAUCAGAUUGUGAAAUGGUUGCCGAAAUGUAUUACAACAUCUCCAAUAGUUACUUUGAAAGUCCAAAUCUUCGUGUAACUUGGCUAGAGAAUCUUGCCAAAAAGAACAACGACCACCAUCUAUUUGACGAGGCUGCUCAAUGUCUUAUUCAGAGUGCCUAUCUAGUGUCUCGCUAUCUUCACAUGUCUGGCAAACUCAAAGACACUACCAUCGCCGACUUUGCAGUCAUUUGUCCAAACAUUUCUCGUGAACUAGAGCUACCUCCCAUUAGCAACAAAGACGAUGCACUCUUUCAAAUGUGGACUGUAGACUAUCUAGUCAAACUUUUAGAAGAAUCAAUCUCUCUUGUUUCAAAAUCUGAACGUUAUGAAUUGGCAAUUGAAAUUCAUUCCCUUAUUUCAAAAAUUCUAAAAUCUAAAAAGGAUUAUAAGGCCCUCAUGUCUACUUUAUCAAAUCAAAAACAAAUUUGUGAAACUAUUGUUGAAAAGUCAAAAGAAAUUAGAUUACAAUCAAAAUAUUAUAGAAUUGCAUUUUAUGGACCAAAGUUUGAAGAUUUGAAUAAUAAGGAAUUUAUUUACAAGAAACCACCUGAAUGUUUAUUAAAACAUAUUACAACACAGAUUACUCAACAGAUAUUGGAUAAAUUUGCUGGUGCCAUUGAAAAGGAUGCGAUUGUGUUAAUGUCAAAUGCACCAUUUGAUCGUACUACAUUGGUGGCUGACAAGUUGUAUUAUCAGGUGAUUAGUGUCGAGCCAUACGUUGAAUUGUCGGCGACAAACGAGUCUACUACCUUGUCAUCAUUUGAUCCAAACUUUGGUGUCAGUAGUUUUAUCUCUGAAACUGCCUAUAGUCAAACAGGUGGCAAACCCAUACAAGAAGACAUUUCAAAACAGUCCAAGAAAAAGACCAUCUUUGUAGUUGACCCACUCUCGCUACCCUACCUAAAGAACCGUGUCGAGAUUACUUCCAAACGUGAAAUCAUCUUGUCACCAAUUGAAAAUGCUAUCGAAUUGAUCAAGGGUCGUAUUCUCAAAUUGAUGGAACAGGUGCAGACACCAACACCUCGUAUCAACCUGUUGCAACAAGUCAUUCAAGGUAGUGUAGUACCAAUGGUCAACGAAGGCCCACUCAAAAUUUGCGAGGUCUUUUUAAGCAAACAAAACGUUGUCAACUAUGCCCCUGAGCACGUCGAAAUGCUCAAACGAUCCAUGGAGCGAUUCAUCUAUUUCUGUGGACUCUCGAUCCUUCUCAACAAACGUCACAUCCAACCACAACACCAAGAUUUCCAAAAUAUGGUCGAAAAACAAUUUGAUAUUCUUAAAAAGGAAGUCAAUACCUACAUGUAA
This is a messenger RNA of Cavenderia fasciculata, 5919 nucleotides long. RefSeq names its product DOCK family protein (gene zizD). The coding region runs from base 1 to 5919 and encodes 1972 amino acids. Gene Ontology annotation, molecular function: guanyl-nucleotide exchange factor activity. The transcript has 9 exons. The record is from RefSeq and is a predicted model, not a curated record. NCBI's taxonomy places the organism in Eukaryota, Evosea, Eumycetozoa, Acytosteliales, Cavenderiaceae. Gene Ontology annotation, biological process: small GTPase-mediated signal transduction; positive regulation of GTPase activity.